Messenger RNA from Arabis nemorensis, 660 nucleotides. NCBI's taxonomy places the organism in Eukaryota, Viridiplantae, Streptophyta, Magnoliopsida, Brassicales, Brassicaceae. The record is from the annotation of a GenBank genome assembly.
AUGGAGACCAACCAAGCAACUGAAAAGCUUGUGCCAUGUCGGCUUAAGGAAUCAAUUGGUGAAACUUGUUGUAUCUUCAGAGCUCCUCCCCUUCUCUUGCAAACCAACCCUCUAGCAUUCAGACCUAGUAUAGUAUCUAUUGGUCCAUACCACAGCGACGACGAAAGGUUGCAAAUGAUUCAGCAACACAAACACCGAUUUUUGGAACUAUUUAUGGAAACAGCAAAUCAACAAGGCGGAUCUAUAUCCAUGACGUUUUUGGAAACUAUUGUGGGCGAUUUGGAGAAAGACAUAAGAGACGCUUACUCUGAGCCUCUUCAGCUAAGUAGAGAAGAGUUGGUGAAGAUAAUGGUUCUCGAUGGCUGCUUCGUUUUGAUGGUGAUCUUGGUGGCGUCAAAACAUGUGAGUUUGACCAACCCUAAUGACACCAUCUUCACACUUCCAUGGAUUGUUCCGACUCUUAGGGUUGAUCUCCUCCUCCUAGAGAACCAGGUGCCUUACAUGCUCCUGGAGACUCUCUUUGGGAAACUGGGAUUUCCUGCUUAUGUUGAUCCGAAGAGAUUGACAUGCAUCUUCUUUGAGUCGUCGCUGGGAUAUAUAUGUCUGAGAGAAUGUUGGAAAACGCUGCAGAUAUUCAACCGAGACAUCUUCUUCAUCUGA